AUGAGCACACAUUUCGCAACAUCUACAGCCACCUCUUCAUCCGCGUCGUCUCCCAAAUUCUUGCCAGGCGACAGACUGCCCCCACCGCACCACCACGGAUACAAUGGCCUUUUGCCGCUGCCAGAAGACGCGGCAUUCAGCCAUGCACUCAAAUACUUGAAUUUUGGCACUCCUCCUGACUCGUACCCUGGCAGCGCGCCUAAUGGCACCAUCGGGCCCUUUACCAUCAGACCUACCAUCCCACAUUAUGAAUCACCCUACGCUAGGAGCAACGCCUCCACAGCGCCCGGGUCGCCGAGAAUCCCUCCACUGAGGCAGAACUCGGGCAGCCAUACUCCGCGCGUUCGACCACAUGCAACCUCGCUCAACAUCCCGGGCAUGACCCGGUCUAAGGUCUCACCUGACGGACGAAUUCCCGACCGAGAUGUCGCUUCCAAGUUGGUGAUCAUCAUGGUUGGACUGCCUGCACGUGGCAAGUCUUACAUCACCAAGAAGCUACAGCGCUACCUCUCAUGGCAACAACACAACACUCGUAUCUUCAAUGUGGGCCAUCGGAGACGUAUCGCUGCCAGCAUGGUGCCUGGGUCUUCCGGGUCACAAUCUGAGCUGUCCGAAGACCGCCAAGAGGAUCCUGACGAGCGACAGUGUAACGGCCAUGCGGAUGCACCCUUGCAACAGGCUGCUUCAAUUCUUCUGAAUGGCAUACCGUCGGGUCCAAAUGCCGAACCUACAACUCUUGAUCUCAAUAUCUCCGAGCAAAGCUCUGACUUGGAUGUCUGUCCGACGAUUGCUGUCGGUGAUGAGGCUGCGCAGCGCAAACAACAGGCACGAGUGGACCAGACAGCGGAAUUUUUUGAUCCGAAAAACGAAUCUGCUUCUAAGCUGCGCGAGCAAGUCGCACUCGAUACUCUCGACGACCUCCUUGAUUACCUACUGCAUCAUAACGGCGCUGUCGGAAUUCUCGAUGCCACCAACAGCACUCUGCAUCGCCGCAAGAUUCUCGUCGAUCGCAUCAAGGAGCGUGAACCCAAGCUUGGCAUUCUCUUUGUGGAGAGUAUUUGCACAGACCAGAACCUGCUCGAAGCCAACAUGCGACUCAAGCUCUCUGGCCCAGACUACAAGAACAAGGACCCUGCCAAGUCUCUUGAAGAUUUCAAAGCCCGGGUCAAGGCUUAUGAGAGCGCGUACGAGCCACUUGGCGAGUAUGAGGAAAAACACGACCUCCAGUAUAUUCAGAUUGUUGACGUGGGCCGAAAGAUAAUCAACCAUCGUUUGGCGGGUUUCCUCAGCAGCGGUAUUGCCUCUUACCUCACGACGUUCAACCUCUCCCCAAGACAGAUCUGGAUCACAAGACACGGGCAGAGCACGGACAAUGUGGCCGGCAAGCUCGGCGGCGAUUCUGACCUAACGGAACGUGGCCACUACUAUGGUUUGGCGCUGUACAACUUCAUCACGGCAAAGCGCAAGGAGUGGGCAGUGGAGCAGGAAAGUAAGCUUGCGCAGGCCUCUUUCCCACCACAGCCUGGCGACCACACACCUCCGUACCCGGAGCUGAAUCAAGUCUUUGACGAGAAAAACUUCUGUGUGUGGACGUCGAUGCUCAGGCGGAGCGUGGAGACGGCAGAAUACUUUGAUGCAGAUGAUGACUACGAUACAAAGGCUUGGGAGAUACUUAACGAGCUCAAUGCGGGAACGUUUGAGGGCAUGACCUACGAGGAAAUCGCGCUCAAGCAGCCAGAAGAGUAUGCGAAGCGGCGUCGGGACAAGCUGCAAUACAUCUACCCGGGCGUUGGCGGAGAAGGCUAUUUGCAGGUUAUCAACCGGCUCCGCGACAUGGUACGGGAGAUUGAGCGGGUGACAGACCAUGUGUUGAUCAUCAGCCACCGGUCUGUGUGCCGUGUUCUGAUGGCAUACUUUAUGGAUCUGACGAGGGACGAUAUUGCGGAGCUGGACGUGCCGCUGGGCAUGCUGUUUGCCAUCCACCCCAAGCCAUACGGUAUGGAGUUCCACGCCUACCGUUACAACGAAGCACAGGGCUGGUUUGAUGAGGUGCGCGACUACAAGCCUCAGAAGACACAGGACCAGAACAAUUGA
Molecule: messenger RNA, 2094 nt
Organism: Grosmannia clavigera kw1407
Lineage: Eukaryota; Fungi; Ascomycota; Sordariomycetes; Ophiostomatales; Ophiostomataceae
Product: fructose-2,6-bisphosphatase
Exons: 4
Coding region: 1-2094 (697 amino acids)
Biological process (GO): fructose 2,6-bisphosphate metabolic process; fructose metabolic process
Cellular component (GO): cytosol
Molecular function (GO): 6-phosphofructo-2-kinase activity; ATP binding
Source: RefSeq, a predicted model, not a curated record